UCUCUUAAAAUAAAUAUGCAAAAGACCUGCUUACAUGGGAUGGGUGUGAUUGUUUUUGUUCAAGACAUAAACCAGUCUUAGAUCACUCUGCACAAUGUGCGGUUUGGAUAUGCUUCAUAUGCAAUGCAUUCUUGGCUUUCCUGUCCCCUUUUCAUACACUGCUGUCCCCAUUUCUGACCCUGCAUCUGAUUUGUUCUAUGAUAGGUGUGUACUUGUAUAUACACUUGUAUAUAAGGCCCUGCGCGUCAAAGCAAACGUUUUUGACUGACUCAAACGUCCACCAUAAUGUCUGUAGUCAUCGUCGCUCUCAUCAGCAGCCUUCUUGUGAGCUUUCUUCCUCAAACUCAAGCAUAUGGGCCUCUGAACUAUGCCUGCUGUGUGAAAUACACCCGAAAUCCUUUGCCCUUCGGUCUGAUCAAAGGCUAUAUCGAGCAGAGCUCCCGCGAGGUGUGUCGUAUAGAUGCUAUUAUUUUCUUCACCAAGCACAACAAGAAGGUGUGUGCGAGUGUUAAGGACGAGUGGGUGAGAGCAGCCCUUGCUCGUCUCAGCACUAAAAUAAAUAAAAUUACACAUCCCAGAUCUCAGCAUCACCUCACCACUGCAAGAAUGGACAGCAUGCCUUACACCAACAGCCCAUAGUUUUUAUGGUUUUAAACAGCAUGCCGACUCCAUUUCUGAUCAUUCUUCUCCAUUUGUAGUCAUUUGUUCAAUAUUUUUAUACUGACUACAUUAAGCAAAACUUCUUUGUUUUCUAUCUUUAUUUUUCAGCUUUGCAUGUCAUGUAUUGCAAUUAGAGAUGUUGUUGAAAUAAAUAAACAUAGCAUUAAA
Messenger RNA from Triplophysa rosa, 828 nucleotides. It is a transcript of the gene ccl20l, whose product is annotated as C-C motif chemokine 20-like. The record is from RefSeq and is a predicted model, not a curated record. Gene Ontology annotation, biological process: neutrophil chemotaxis; monocyte chemotaxis; inflammatory response. Gene Ontology annotation, molecular function: CCR chemokine receptor binding; chemokine activity. Lineage: Eukaryota; Metazoa; Chordata; Actinopteri; Cypriniformes; Nemacheilidae. The coding region runs from base 286 to 639 and encodes 117 amino acids. Gene Ontology annotation, cellular component: extracellular region. The transcript is spliced from 4 exons.